This is a messenger RNA of Bathycoccus prasinos, 1182 nucleotides long. RefSeq lists its product with no specific name. Bases 1 to 1182 code for a protein of 393 amino acids. Gene Ontology annotation, molecular function: alternative oxidase activity. The record is from RefSeq and is a predicted model, not a curated record. Gene Ontology annotation, biological process: alternative respiration. Lineage: Eukaryota; Viridiplantae; Chlorophyta; Mamiellophyceae; Mamiellales; Bathycoccaceae. Gene Ontology annotation, cellular component: mitochondrion. The transcript has a single exon.
AUGAGAACCGUUUGUUUGUCCAUUGGAAAAAGUGCCUCCGCUUCAUCCUUCUCUCGUUCGAGGAGAACAGACGAGAACGGGAGAAGAUGGCGUCGCGGUGGCAACGACUGUAAAAACAACAACAAUAAAAGCGUUGCUGUUGUCGUGAAAGCGUCGUCGUCUCAGGAAAAGUUGUACACCCCUCCCAAGCCGUUACCGGAGGGGCCUUUGAUUUCCUUGGAACGCCAGGCGAACAAACUCAUCGUCGAUUCCGCGGUAUUCGUGAUCGAUAAGUUAUACGAAGGGCGAGAUUACCCUCGCUUUUACGCGCUCGAGACGAUCGCUCGAGUGCCGUAUUUCUCUUUCCUCUCGGUGCUGCACUUGUACGAAUCGUUCGGGUGGUGGCGAAGGGCGGAUUAUCUCAAGGUGCACUUCGCGGAGACGAUGAACGAGUACCAUCACUUGUUGAUCAUGGAAGCUAUGGGCGGGGCGGAUUCGUUCAAGGAUAGAUUUUUCGCGCAGCACGUGGCCGUGGUGUACUUUUGGGUGGCGGUUUUGAUUUACAUGGUGAGCCCGAGGAUGGCGUAUAAUUUGAGCGAACAAGUCGAAGAGCACGCGUACGCGACGUACGAUGACUUUUUAAAGAGGAAGGAAGAGGAGUUGAAACAAACGCCGGCGUGUGGGGUAGCGGUGAGUUAUUUUCAGCUCGGCGAUUUAUAUCUGUUCGAUGAGUUUCAAACGAACGUGUACGAGGGUUUGAACAAAGCGACGAACAUACGAAGGCCGAAGAUUAAAAACAUGUACGACGUGAUUGAAAACGUACGAAACGACGAGUUGGAACACGUGAAAACGAUGAGUUUUUGCCAGAAACCAGGAAAUCUGUUGAGAGCGAAUUCGAGCGUAAGAGUGCAGAAGAAAGCGCAGGAAGUUUGCGACGGUAUUGAAAAUGAUGAGAACACGAAGAACGGAGAGAAUAACGUCGACGUAAACGACGACGCGCAGGAGUGCGAUUUGAUCAUCGCUUCGGGACAGGAUUUGGAAGGCGAGAGAUCGUGCGAAGGCGUUUUGGAUUGCGUCGUGAAAGGCUUCGAAGAGAGAACGACGACGUCGACGUCGACGAUCAGUAAUAGCAGCAGAAAUAUUAAUAGCAGGAAUAAGAUGGUAUCAAACAGCGUCGUAGAAAAGAGAGAGGAGAAGGCGUAA